Molecule: messenger RNA, 492 nt
Organism: Haemonchus placei
Lineage: Eukaryota; Metazoa; Nematoda; Chromadorea; Rhabditida; Trichostrongylidae
Source: the annotation of a GenBank genome assembly
AUGUCUAUCUGCGUUCUUCCAUUUGCUUCGGAAAAGGCGAUCCUGCCUCGUCUUCUGGAUGACAUCUUCAGCGAACUCGACGACGCCUUCAAUCAGUUCUACCAAAUUGAACAAAUCCUUCCCCCUCCAAGAGUGAGAGCAGGGAGGAAAAGCCCCAUGGGCCAAUUGUGCAAGGUCAGCGAUGACGGCUCCAAACUGGCGAUCUCAUUGGAUGUCUCGAAAUUCAAGCCGGAUGAGUUGAAAGUGAACGUAGAUGGUCGAACCCUGACUGUUGAAGGCAAACAAGAAGUGAAAGAAGGCUCGAGUUAUACUUCAAGGUCGUUCCUUCGCCAGUGGACUGUUCCAGAAGGUGUCGACGUCGAGCAGAUCCGAUCCACGCUCUCUGAAAAUGGUCACCUGGCGAUCGAAGUGCCGAAGGCCAAGCCGGCUAUCACUUCCAGGAGCAUUCCAAUCCAGAAAGCGGUUGAUCAACCAGCAGUGAAGAACAGUUAA